Molecule: messenger RNA, 2704 nt
Organism: Bacillus rossius redtenbacheri
Lineage: Eukaryota; Metazoa; Arthropoda; Insecta; Phasmatodea; Bacillidae
Product: juvenile hormone esterase-like
Exons: 11
Coding region: 153-1832 (559 amino acids)
Source: RefSeq, a predicted model, not a curated record
ACGACCCAAGGGCACGCCCCUGAAAGUGCGAGUCACGCCAGGAGCGGCGCCGGAGCAAACAGACAAGCAGAGAGCAUGCCGGGAUCGCUGACCCCGACUGCGCUCUUGGGAACAGCGGGCCAGUCAGUUGGACACCUCGCGGGGAGGCAGCCAUGUUGCUGCUCGUGCUGGCGCUGUGCUGCGGCUGGGCUGAGCUGGCUGAGCCGGAGUCUCCGCGGCGCACGAUGGCGGAGUUCGUGACGGUGGACAUCCCCCAGGGCAGACUGCGGGGACAGAAGGUGACCUCCAGGGCUUCUGGCGCCACCUACUACAGCUUUCAGGGCAUUCCUUACGCCAAGCCACCAGUGGGACCUCUCAGGUUCAAGCCUCCCGAAGACCCCGAGCCGUGGACCGGCACCAGAGACGCCCUGGAGGAGGGAGCGGUCUGUCUGCAGCCCAAGAUGCGCUCCAAUGAGACUGAAGGGAGCGAGGACUGCCUGUUCUUGAACGUGUACACUCCACAAAUGCCUGAGACCACUCCAAAGGCAGUCAUGGUGUGGAUUCAUGGGGGCAGAUUCAUGGUAGGCUCAGGAAACACUGAACCAUACGGACCAGACUUCCUGGUGGCUGAAGAUGUCAUCUUGGUGACCAUCAAUUACCGCAUGGCAGCUUUUGGUUUCCUGUACCUGGAAGGUGCUGACGUCACAGGAAACAAUGGACUCAGGGACCAGGUGAUGGCCUUGAAGUGGGUGAGAGACAACAUCGCCCAGUUCGGGGGAGACCCUGGCAAUGUGACUAUCUUCGGGCAGAGUGCAGGAGGGGCCUGUGUGCACUACCUCAUGCUGGCGCCACUAGCCGCAGGACUGUUCCACCGGGCCAUCGCGCAGAGCGGCACCGUGUCCAUCGGCAGUCGCCACAUCUCGGUGGAAGCGGCCAAUCAGAGGGCUCGUCGCGUCGCCGCCCUCCUGGGCUGCUCCUCCGAGGACUCGCAGGGCGUGGUAGACUUCCUGAGGGCGGUCCCCGCCGAGAGGUUCGUCAGCAACAAGGCGAGGGCCAGCGCAAGGGAGGAGCUGCAGCAAGCACUGAACGACGCCUUCGCCCCCAGCUACGAGGUCGGUCCAGACGCUCUGCUGCCGGACACUCCAGGGAGACUCCUUGAGAGAGGCCAGUUCACGAAAGUCCCGUUCAUGACGGGCGUAACUUCGUCGGAAGGGAAAGGCAUGGCGCUGAUGGGUCCUGUCUCCUCGAAGCUGUCGGGCCUGGAACAGGACCCCACAUCCAUGGUCCCGAACGACCUGAAGAGCGGCAUCCCGGCAGAUAAACUCAACCACGUAGCAAACCUCAUCAAAACAUUUUACUUCGGCGAGAAGCAAAUAGGCGAAGACACAAUACCUCAGUACAUUGACUUGCAGUCGGACCAGGUGAACGUGUUCCCGAUGCACCGGACGGUGCGACUCAACACGCGGUGGUCGCCAGAGCCCACCUACGUCUACUUGUUCGACUAUGUGGGCGCGCCGGGCUUCAGCAUGAUGCCUCUGGCAGGCGACAAGUACCCGGGCGUGGCGCACAUGGGCGAGCUGCCCUUCCUGUUCCAAGACGCCCGCAAGCCGUCCUUCCCGCCUGGCUCCUCCGACUCCGCCAUGCGCCGCGAGAUGGUGCAGCUGUGGACCACCUUCGCCAGGACCGGCUGUCCGACGAGCGACGCGCUGAACGUCACGUGGCUGCCGGCGACACAAGACAAGGAGCGCUACCUGAGGAUAGACGGGGGCUUCGCCAUGGAGAGCGACAUGUUCAAGAGCAGGAUGGACUUCUGGGACGACUUGUACGACCAGUUCCUGCCGCGGAGGGACUAGCGGGCGCUCCGCUGCCGACUGGGCGCUCGGCUUUAAACUACCGAGUGUCACUCGAAGAACCCAAAUAAUGAAAGCAAGGCAAUUUGUCUUGGUUCUUAAUGGUUAGAGACCUGUAAAAUUCGCGGAUUCAUUUCGCGAUAGGAUAGAGUCCAAAUACUUUUGACAUUAUUUUGCGUCAGUGAUUGGGCCACAGUUUAUCUGAAGUGACUCUGGGCCAAUGAAAAAUCUUUAACAGAAGAAUUAGCGAAUCACGAUCAUUCCAGUCAACAGGUGUUACGAGUCGGUAACCAAGCAGAUGUGAUUUGCACGAGUGGGUAGAGGAUCAUGGCGUCUAUCCUUUAGGGAUUUGAUAUCGCGAAUUUUACAGGUCUCUAUUAAUGGUAUACAUUAAAUAAAAGGGGGGUUGUCUGUAAAGUCGGUUUACGGACGAUAAUAAUUUUACGUGAUAACGUCAUAAGAAAACAUUGAUGAAUAAUUGCAUACUUGUUUUUAAUUUUCAAAUAUUAUUUACAGUUUUUUUGCAAAUUUAAUUUAAAUAAUAUGUUUAAAUAUAAUCACGAAAAAUUAGUUAAAAAAGCCCGCCUUAACCUGUUUUGAUAUUGUGGAAGAUUUCUCGCACGGUGGGUGGCCGGUUCUUAACACGCUCGGCUCAGGCGGAAUGUGAAAAUGUUUCGUGCGUGCAGCCGGCGUACAUCGAUUUAUAAGACGUUAUCACGUCAAAAAAAUUACUAUCAUUAAAUAAAACAAAAUUGGUCUUCAAAAUUCUUAAGUUUAUGAAAGAGUUUAUAUCUUAUGCUUCCUCAAGUGGUAUGUACUUCUCUGCACCUAUGUUUCUGUUCAAAAACUAGAAUAAACGUUUCUCCAAGUGAAUA